This is a messenger RNA of Pangasianodon hypophthalmus (striped catfish), 2429 nucleotides long. RefSeq names its product ectodysplasin A receptor (gene edar). Gene Ontology annotation, molecular function: protein binding; signaling receptor activity. The coding region runs from base 253 to 1665 and encodes 470 amino acids. The transcript is spliced from 12 exons. Gene Ontology annotation, biological process: positive regulation of JNK cascade; positive regulation of canonical NF-kappaB signal transduction. The record is from RefSeq and is a predicted model, not a curated record. Gene Ontology annotation, cellular component: plasma membrane. NCBI's taxonomy places the organism in Eukaryota, Metazoa, Chordata, Actinopteri, Siluriformes, Pangasiidae.
UCGAGGAGGAGCUUUCGUAUCCUGAGAGAGAGAGAGAGAGAGAGAGAGAGAAACCCCUCACACUCCCACUCCCACUCCCACGCCGCAUGGAUUUCUGAGAGUUUCUGCAUGUAGCUCAGAGUUUAAAGCGUAACACUCGAGAAGAAGAACGAAAGAAAGAAAGAAAGAAAGAAAGAAGGAGAAGAUUUUCACAUAGUCGCUCACAGCAAGGCUCCGUCUCCUCCUGCAGGCUUUCAUCUCAGGAGGGACGUGAUGGCCCGAAAGAUACCAACAGUUGAAUCUUGCCUCCUUUCCUUUCUAUUGGCCUCCAGUGUGUAUCCGCUGAGGGCUGAAUACUCCAGCUGUGGAGAAAAUGAGUUUUAUAACCACAGCAGCAGCAGCUGUCGGCCGUGUCCACAGUGCCAACCGGGACAGGAGCCAUACAUGAACUGCGGCUACGGCGUUAAGGACGAAGACUACGACUGUGUGUCGUGCCCUCCAGGGAAAUUCUCCAGGGGAAAAUAUGAGAUUUGUCGUCGUCAUAAAGACUGCAACGCGCUGUACAGAGCCACGGUGCUCACACCGGGCACGAGGGAGAGCGACGCCGAGUGUGGACCCUGUUUACCCGGGUAUUACAUCUUGGAAAAUCGUCCCAGAAACAUCUACGGCAUGGUGUGUCAUUCCUGCCAGAACGCUCCACGGAACACCAAAGAGUGUAUGCGAACGACCCCCGUUUCGUCGAACCGUGGCUCGGGAAUAUCGUCCACCAGCACCACCACGUUCCCCCACGCCGAGAAAGAUCCAACGGGGCAAGGUCACCUAGCAACAGCCCUCAUCAUCGCCAUGUCGACCAUCUUCAUCAUGGCCAUCGCCAUAGUGAUGAUCAUCAUGUUUUACAUCCUGAAAGCAAAGCCGAGCGGCCAAGCAUGCUGUUCAGGCCAGAUGGUGAAAACCAUAGAGGCUCCGACCAACAAGCAGGAGGAGAAAAAAGAAGCUCAAGAGAAUGCCGUAAUAUUCACGGAGAAGGACGAGUUCAAGCCUCCUCCAACAAAAGCAGUAAAAAGCGAAAACGACGCGUCGUCUGAGAACGAGCAGCUGCUGAGCCGCAGCAUCGACAGCGAUGAAGAAGCGGCGCAGGAGAAGCAGGGAGCCACCGAUCUUUGCCUCUUAUCUCUCGUUCAUCUCACUCGAGACAAGACCUGCUCGAGCAACACCAUCAACAACACCAUCAACACCACCGUCAACAACACCGUCAACAACAACAACAACUGCAGCAACAACAGCAGAACUAUGGGGAUUCACAGUCGAAGGAAAAAAAUCCUGGAGUUGUACGCCAAAGCGUGCGGUGUUGCCGAGGGUGUGAGUCCGGUCGAGUUGCCCUUCGACUGCCUGGAGCGAACGAGCCGCAUGCUGAGCACCACCUACAGCGCAGAGAAGGCGUUAGUCAGGACGUGGCGUCACCUGGCCGAGAGCUUUGGAUUAAAACGUGACGAAAUCGGAGGGAUGACGGACGGCAUGCAGCUCUUCGACCGCGUCAGCACGGCCGGAUACAGCAUCCCGGACCUGCUAGCUCGACUCGUCCAGAUCGAGAGGUUAGACGUGGUCGAGGCGCUAUGCUUCGAUAUUCUCGGAGCGCCCCCUUCUGGCCAGCAUCUGACGAUUUCUUCACGUUGCGCUAGUGUUUGAGAGACCCGAGAUCCCACAAACUAAGCGGCAAUGAAGAAAAAUCCUCUCCGCGCUUCUGUGGUGAGAUUCUCAGAGUGUCAGAAAGAGCAGCGCCCCCUUCUGGCCAUCAUUUUUUUUAUCCCGUUUAGACUUUUCGAUUGCGGCUGUCGCAAAAUUCUUCUUUGAAAAGUCCAAAAAAAAGAACAAUGUUGUGCUGGACACCCAGAAUUACAGGCCUCUUCUUCACCAAACGAUGUUAUUUUUCAUCCUGAAUUAAGAAAAUGAGAGGUUCGACAAAUUCAAGAAUUGUGUGCAAAGUUUCUUAAGAAUCUUUUUCAUCUUACAAUGAAGUAUUUUGUCUGAAACGUCCUGUUUCUCGUGACGUUCUCCACAAUUAGUCCAACUUCUACUUUUUUUUAUUUCACAUUUAGGAUGCUGAUAUAAAUUGAUGUUAACAAUCCUGAUAGCUACAGAUGUCAGACCAUGUUAUAGCUUAAAAAAAAAAAACGAAAGUACAUGUGUAUCUAUGCAGCAUUUUAACUGAAAGAUCAUUUGAAUUGGUUUUUACUUGUAUUUAAAAGUGCGAUUUUCAUUUCACAAGGAUCGUUAGACGACGGUCGUCCCUGCGCUGCCUUCCAAACAGCAGAUCUUCAGAACGGACCCUCGGUAUUUUGAAGUAUGCGCGAUCACAAUAUUGCGUGUCGAAUAUCGCAAUAUGUCGUAUAAAAGAUUAUCGACACGUCUAAUAUAUAUAUUUUAUAGUUAUAUUGUGAGACGUAUGAGAU